Molecule: messenger RNA, 2343 nt
Organism: Malassezia vespertilionis
Lineage: Eukaryota; Fungi; Basidiomycota; Malasseziomycetes; Malasseziales; Malasseziaceae
Exons: 1
Coding region: 1-2343 (780 amino acids)
Source: RefSeq, a predicted model, not a curated record
AUGCUUGAGAGUCUUUCGAAACUUGGCCAUGUUGGCCCCACCCUGCUGCACCGCUUCGAAAAGCUGGGACCAGUGGCCGUGACGGCCGUGGCCGUUUUUGGCUCGGUCGCGUUGCUCGCCGCGCUAUACCGCCCAUUCCGCGAAGUGCUCGUCUUUAGCUACAACUGUUUUCUGCAGCCACUCGGCAAGACGUCGAACCAGGCUGAGCGCCUGGACCGCUUCUACGAACACCAGGCGGGGGUGUACGAUGCAACACGCACGGGUCUCUUGCGCGGCCGCAAGACGAUGCUGAAGCUGUGCGCUGCCGAGAUGCGCAAAGUCCGUGCGACGCACCCCCAGAAAAAGCUUGUGUGGGCUGAUAUCGGCGGUGGUACCGGCUGGAACAUCGAGGUGAUGAGCCAGUACAUGCCCCUUGCGGAAUUUGAUCAAAUUUACCUCAUCGACCUGUGCGAGCCCUUGCUCGAGAUUGCGCGCAAGCGUUUUGCACGCAUGGGUCUGACCAACGUGCAAGUGCUGUGCCAGAACGCGAAAGAGUUUACGCUGCCGGGGCUGGCACCCGGGCAGAAAGUGGACCUGUUCACCUGCUCCUACUCGAUCUCGAUGAUGCCGCCGUUUUAUGCCGUGCUCGACCGCAUCAACGCAUUGCUCGACUCGGUCACGGGUGUGUUUGGCGUAGCAGACUUUUACGUCUCGAGCGCCGAGUCGACCUCGGACCAGAGCACGCUGGUAGGUGGCUCGGUGCGCCGCCAGUGCCACUGGCUCAACGGCUGGUUCUGGCGCAACUGGUUCUCGCUGGACCACAUUGAGCUGCAUCCCGCGCGCCGCGACUACCUCGAGCACAAGUUCGGCACGAUCAAGUGCUUCAAUGGCCGCAACAACUUCAUCGUUCCCUACCUCGUCCGUAUUCCGUACUACAUCUGGCUCGGCGUGUCGCGUGAGCGCGACACGAGCAAGUCGGUCCAGGCAUUCGAAGUCGAGGCGGGAAACAAGGUCGUCGUUCUCCCGUCCUUCCCUGACGUUGCGCGCACGCGGUUCCAAAUGGAGCCCGGCCAAAAAGACGCGCAAACCCCGCAAAAGGACUUUGCCGUGCAGUGGCCGCGCAGCUCGUUUCACUACCAGGACAAGCAGUGGCGCCUCCCGUUUGUGGACGACCGCUUCAGCGACAUGUUCCGCACGUGGAUCUAUGGGUUCACCUGGGAGGACCCCAAGGUGGACAUUGAGUUCCUCGACAUGGGCCCCCAAGACUCGAUUUUGUGCAUCACAAGUGCAGGGGACAAUGCACUCCACUAUGCAUGCACCGCCAGGCCCCACAGGAUCCACGCCGUGGACAUGAACCCCUGCCAGGGCCAUUUGCUCGAGCUCAAGCUCGCCUGUAUUGCCUCGCUCGACUACGACACGUUUUGGAACAUGUUUGGCCACGGCAAGAUUGACAACUUUCCCGACCUGCUCGAUGGUGUCAUCUCGCCGUACCUCUCUUCGCAUGCGUACCAGUUCUGGCGCAUGAACAAUAGCUCGUUUGACCGCGCGUUUUACUUCCGUGGCUACUCGGGCCAUGCUUUGCGCCUCGCCAAAAUCGCGUUCAGGCUCAUGGGCGUGCGCAAAGACGUGGACAGAAUGUGCACGACCGACACGCUCGAAGAGCAGAAGAAAAUGUGGGACACCAAAGUGCGCAAGACGAUUAUUAACGAGACCUUGAUCCGCCUCUUUUUGUCCAACCCCGCCUUUCUUUGGAACGCGCUCGGCGUCCCGGUCAACCAAAUCAACAUUUUUAAGGAGGAGGGAAGUGUCCAGCAGUUUGCCAUCGACACGCUCGAUCCGAUCCCCAGCCGCGCCCUGCUUUCCAAUGACAACUACCACUACCGCCUUUGCCUCAUGGGCAACUACACGAAAGAGAGCUGCCCAUUGUACCUCAAAAAGAAGGCGUUCGAACAGCUCAAGGCCGACAACAGCGCCGCGCUCGACUCCUUCCGCCUGCACACGGACUCGAUCGUGAAUGUGCUCCGUGGACUGCAGGACCACAGCUUGACCCGUGCGAUUCUCAUGGACCACAUGGACUGGUUCGACCCCAUCCCCCCUUCGAGGCCGCUGCCUUCGCUCGAGCAUGCGCGUGACGACAAUGAAAAGUCAAUUUCUGACUUGGACCGCGAGGUGGUCGAGCUUGCGCGCGUCAUCAGCCCCGGCGGCGCCGUCUUUUGGCGCAGUGCUGCCAAGCAUCCUUGGUACGCACAGCGCUUCGAGGCAGGUGGAUUCCGCGUCACGCCUCUGCAAAUUCGCGGUACGGAUCGUGCGAUUGAUAACGUCAACAUGUAUGCUUCGUUCUACAAGGCCGAGCGUGUGCAAUAG